Messenger RNA from Phragmites australis (common reed), 1577 nucleotides. Its product is annotated as zinc finger protein WIP2-like. The record is from RefSeq and is a predicted model, not a curated record. Gene Ontology annotation, molecular function: DNA-binding transcription factor activity. NCBI's taxonomy places the organism in Eukaryota, Viridiplantae, Streptophyta, Magnoliopsida, Poales, Poaceae. The transcript is spliced from 2 exons. Gene Ontology annotation, biological process: regulation of gene expression; anatomical structure development. Bases 91 to 1305 code for a protein of 404 amino acids. Gene Ontology annotation, cellular component: nucleus.
CUCACCCCAACCCAAUAGCCAAGAACAGAAGCGAAGCUGCAGGGAGAGCUAGUAUACCACUACAGCAAGAAACCAGCGCUCCAUCCAUCCAUGGAAGAUCCCUACUACACAAGCUUCCUCAAGAACCCCUACUACUACUACACAGCCUCCUUCCCCGCCACUCCCGCCGCCCACCUCCCUCCUCCCCUUCCGCCUUACACCACCCUCUACCCCACCGUCGCCGCCGAGCCUCAGUACCCCGCCUGCUUCUUCCAGCAGCAGCCGCCUCUGCGUGACUCCCCUCCUUCCCCUCCGCUCCGAGAGGCGCUGCCCCUCCUCUCCCUGUCGCCCACGCGCGGCGCCUCUCGGCCGCAUGUAGCGACGGACUCCAACGACGACGACGACUUCCUGCCCGAGGCAGGCGGCGGCGGCGGCGGCUCCGCAGAACCUACUGUGCGCGUGCCGCUCUUCGCCGACCUCAACCGCAUGCCUUCCUGCUGCGACGGCAGCGACCCGAUGGACGUGGAGGCCUGGGCGUCAACUGACGACGCCGCGGUCGCUCUGCGCAUCGGCCUGCCAACGGCGCCGGGCAUUGGCACGGAGACUGACCUCCUGUCCGCGCUCUCGGGCAGGGCUGGAUGCAGCACCGAGGCCGAAGAGGAGGAGGAGGAGUGCAAGGUGGACACCGGCGCCAGCGACGGAGACGAGGUGGUGCCGUUAGGGUUCGCCUCGACGCCGAUCGGGAGGCUGAACAAGGGGCAGUACUGGAUCCCGACGCCGGCGCAGAUCCUCAUCGGACCCACCCAGUUCUCCUGCCCCGUCUGCUUCAAGACCUUCAACCGAUACAACAACAUGCAGAUGCAUAUGUGGGGCCACGGGUCGCAGUACCGCAAGGGGCCGGAGUCGCUGCGCGGCGUGCAGCCGACGGCAAUGCUGCGGCUGCCGUGCUACUGCUGCGCGCCGGGGUGCCGCAACAACAUCGACCACCCGCGCGCGCGGCCGCUCAAGGACUUCCGGACGCUGCAGACGCACUACAAGCGCAAGCACGGGCUGAAGCCCUUCCUGUGCCGCAAGUGCGGCAAGGCCUUCGCCGUCAAGGGCGACUGGCGCACGCACGAGAAGAACUGCGGCAAGCUCUGGUACUGCCUCUGCGGCUCCGAGUUCAAGCACAAGCGCUCGCUCAAGGACCACGCGCGCGCCUUCGGCCACGGGCACGGCGCCUUCGGCUGCAACGUUGACGGCGCCGACGGUCUCGAGGACGACGACGAGGGCGCCGUCUCCGAGAUCGAGCAGGACUGCGCCGGCGCCUGCAGGUCGGCGCGGUGAUCGUCGAUCUCACCGACCGAACAUUCAACAUCUCGUGCUUCUCUAUGCUACGUGCCACAUAUAGAUAGCUAGCGCAGUCUGUGUUGUUGUUCUUGUUAGUUGCUGUUGUGUUCUUGUGGACGGCGUCGUUGUUGCUUUUGCUCGAGUAGUUUGUUAGGGUUGUGUCGUGUGAUCUCUUCUCUAGCUGGUAAUUGUUAGUGCCGAUCGAGACGACGACUCCAAUGUUGGAAUGUUGGACUGCUUGUUGGGGUGAUCUCAAUCGAUCAUACCUU